This is a messenger RNA of Pocillopora meandrina, 10776 nucleotides long. NCBI's taxonomy places the organism in Eukaryota, Metazoa, Cnidaria, Anthozoa, Scleractinia, Pocilloporidae. The record is from the annotation of a GenBank genome assembly.
CCUGCUUCAGCCAGAGGGAUUGGAAUCCGUGUCAUUCACAAGUGGAAUCAAAUUCCAAGGAAGAGACCUGUUAUUGUUCAGAGGUAUUCUGUAUAUCUCCCUCUGAGUUUAUUAAACUAGUAUGUAACUUGUGUAUGUACUACUCAGUAUUGUAGGGAUAUAAUACUCAACAAUAGCAACCACAAUGCUCUAGUACAUGUACGUUGUGUAUACAUGGUAGAGAGAUGCCACAACCUUUGGAGAUUUCAAGUCCAGAGUUUCAUUACUCAUGGGUGACAGUUACCUCUGCAGUGAGGCUACUGUGACUGCCUUUCCUCCCAUCCCCUCCCCCAUAAAGAUGAAGCAGACCCCCCCAGAAUAAAUUCAAACAUUUAAUCAGGCUGUAAUUCUCACAUUGCUUCUGCAGUGGUACUUCCUUGUUGAAUUGUAAUUUAGCUGCACAAUGCACGAUAGUUGUUAUAGACUAUAAUUGGUUAAGCUCUGAUGACUGAGUGAGCACUAAGUAUGUUUGUUAGAAGACUAGUCAUUAAUAAUGGUAGUAGGACUUUGUGUCAUCCAAUGCAGUUUGUAAUCAUAGAAAUGAUUUACAAAAUCGGACGACCGCAAAAUGUGAGUUCGAUUUGCCACUCACAAGUAUGGUUACAGACAGAAUCGGAUGACUCAAAGUCCUGUUACCAAUUAAUCAUAACAGUUAUAAUUUCUGAAAACAACAAAUACAUUCGGACAAAUAUGUGCUGGAGAGACAAUGUUUAAGUGGAAAAUUCCCAAACUUUUGGAAAUUCCACAAUUUUCCUAAGAUAAGUGGUUGUUGCUAUGGUUAUUGUGAUCAAUUCUGUGAUUGGUGGAUUUGACUGAAAGGACUAAGAAUGGUUGGCUGCUUCAACUGUCAGAUUGCAGGUGUCUGAUUACAGCCAAUUAUCCGAUUACAACUGUACCGAAUAUUUAGUGAAGAAUAAGGCAGCAAAUGCACCAAUCAUAUUUGAAGAAAUUGUAACAAUUUGAUUAAUAUCAUCGUCGUUGUGAUUUUUAGGUACCUUGCAAAACCGUUUCUCAUCAAUGGAAGCAAGUUUGAUCUUCGAAUCUAUGUCUACGUCACUUCAUACGAUCCACUUAGGAUUUAUGUCUUUGAAGAUGGGCUUGUGAGAUUUGCAACAUGCAAGUAAGUUUUCAAAGACUCAAACAUGACAUUCAAAAAAUAGAUGUGUGCAUGGUUAAAUAGUUGUGAAGGUUUAUUUGUCCAGCGCUACACUGUACACCUCCUAAGAUUUCCAUCUCCAUUUUGUUUUCAAGGUACUCAUCAUCCAUGAAAAGUUUAAGCAACAAGUUCAUGCAUUUGACAAAUUACAGCAUCAAUAAAAAGAAUGAAGGAGCUUACCAAGCGAAUUCAGAUGAAACUGUUUGUCAGGGACACAAAUGGUAGGAUAAAGUAGUGUUGUUCAUUCACUUGUACAUGUACUUACUGUAAUAAGCUUAAACCCCUAAACCCUAACAGUGAUUGUUCUAAUUUCUCCUCACAGUAUCAGCCCUGAAUCAAGUGUAAAGGUCAUGAGAUAAGGGAAAUGAUCAUCAGUUUAAGAAGCUCCUGUUUGUCAAACAACUUGUAUUCUCGUCAGUACCACAGGAAAUGUAAAGAGAACAGUGUGGAGAACGUAGUUACUAAUUUUAAAGUGUAAACGGUGAAUUUGUUCAGCUUUGCAAAGAAAUGUGUUGGGGUAGAGCAAGCUCAGUACAGACGAUAUUCCGACGCCGUCGUCAAAAAAUUAUUCUUUCUGUCAGUACUUUCAAGUUAUGGUACAUUUACAUUUGGAGUACAUUUGUAUUUAAUUUGAUUGCAACCUUUCUCAUAGAUAAGCUGAAAAAUAAACAUUCCAUUUUGCUAAUUAAACGUGACGCUUCUGUUUGUAGGAGUUUGAAAGCUCUUUGGGGUUACAUGAAACGCAUGAACAUCAACCAUGUUCAUGUUUGGGAGACAAUAAAGGAUUUGGUUGUCAAAGCCAUCAUAGCGUAAGUAACAGAAAGUGCUGUUGUUGUAAAGUAAUACUCACUGGAAAGUUAGUAAAAUCCAUCUUGACAAGUACAGCUGCACAAUAGUCCAUAGGUUGAAGUUUCUUUAGUAACUCAACUAGUUUGGACUUGCGUUAGUUUGGCCGUAAAAGGCAGAAGCCGCCAGCAUUAUAGAAUAAUUUCCUGCGAAGAUGGCGUAGCGGUAAAAACAAGAUACCGACACGUUACUCAUCAAUUUUAACGUUUUUUGAGCAGCAAAUGUCUUAUUACGUACAGAGAUGAUAACUUUGAAAACUUUGUAGAUAAUAAUGAACGCAUGUAAAUUAUCACUAUAGAUACAUUUUUUGUCGCAUUUUGCUGAAAACUUGAACCCUGUCAUUACACUGUGCUUGUCCAAGAAUCUGAAGGUCUAUUUUUACUUACUUCUACAUUUUCAGCGUUUUCGCCGUUUCUUUAAAUCUUAACAUGCACGAGAAAAUUUAGUGAAAUUGAACUUCUUCAUGUGAAUGUUUCAGGUCUGACUCAGCGGUAAACACCAUGGUGAAACAGAAUGUGAGAAAAAGGUAAGAGACUGCAGUUGGUCUUGAACAACAUUUGUGCAUUUUGAACAGAGUUUAGUUAUAGUACGUACGCUAUGAUUGGUCUAUUUACCGCGCUGUUUAUAGCUGUAUGCCCUCCUCAAUUCAAAAUUUUGUUUGAAUUGAUAUCUUCGCGCACUAUUUGAACCCAGAGAUGUAACAAGUAUAAAUAUUAACCUGAUUUCGAGUGUAAUUUGGUGCUCAUAAGCACUUGUAAAUUUUUCAAAGACAACAGAAUUGCAUGAGCUCAUAGGGCAAGUGCUAUUUGUAAUCUUUGAAAAAUUUGCAAGUGCUUAUUACACCAAAAAGAAAAAGUUAUGAAAAAGAAAAAUUAUGUAAUUACUUGGUUGGUAAUAUACUUGAAAAACAUUGCAGAAAGUCGAGACAAACGAAAUUUGAAAGCGUGCGCGCGCCAUUUGUAACUUGCACUUGUGCUACAACUUUGCACUCGUGUUACAUGAGAAUGCGCUCGUUUUCAGCUAAUCAGAAGCGCGUAUUUUUUUUUAAUGUACUUCUAAACUACUAAUUACUAAACUCGUUUUCAUGGUCCGUACGAUAAGUUACAAAAUCUGUUUUUUUUUCCCCGCUGGAACAUCUAACUCAGUCAGUAUUACUAACUGUAAUAUCUUUACUACCAUCUACAACAUUGUCUAGAUCUUGCUGUCAUGAGCUUUUUGGAUUUGAUGUCAUGUUGGAUGAGACCCUUAAACCGUGGCUACUAGAAGUGAAUAUAUCUCCAAGGUAAUUCACGCAUUUGUCAUGUUCAGAAAUAUUGACCACGCGAGAGAUACCAGUAUUCAACCGAAAUUCACAUACUCAAGAGAUUGAAAUACUGACCUCGCGAGGGAUAUGUAUCCAACUCAAAAAUUUUCAUUCUUAAGGGAUUGUAGUUCUAUGGUGUUCUUGUGAACCCAUUCAAAUAAUUGUUUUCGCAUGCAAAAAAAUUUUUUUUCCAUGGUCCGCCAGACAUUGGAACAUAGUAAGGGACAAGAAGGCUGCCAUUUAUAAUUUUUCUCAUCGAAAACGAGGACGAUUUUUAACUUAUUUUUCAAAAUGCUUUUUAAUGCACAUCUUGUGUUAAUUGAUUUAUUGCGGGACAUUUACGAGCAUUCGUUUUGUUUACUCUUUGUCUGAAGUGCAAUAAGAUGCGCAGCAAGUUGUGUAAAAGGGUGUGCAAUAGGAUGCGCAGUAAGAUGUACAAUUAGGUGCGUAUUGAGAUGCGCAGAAAAAUGCGCCUUCGUUAAUCGAGUAAACUUCGUCAACUUCCUCCCCAGUCUUCACUCCACCUCUCAACUGGACCGUAACAUCAAGGGACAGAUGAUAAAAGACUUGUUAAACCUGGCAGGGUUUUGCAUCCCAGAAAACCUGAUCACAACCUCAACUUCAAGGUCAGUCUAACUAUUGGAAUAUCAGAGAGAAAUUGAAAUUACGAGCUAUUUGCAAAUGAUGAAUAGUGAGGCACGUGACUCCGCCAACAUGUAAUUUUUCAAUAUGGUUGCAUUGUGCAGCGCACAUAUGAGUAUAAUGUAUUAUGAACGUGAAAUUCCUGUUUGGUUUCAGCACUAGUAACAUGAACCAGUUUGUUCAAGAUAAAGCUGUGACGGGUCUUUCUUCAGAUGAGAGAGGAAAGGUGAAUAUAUGUUAUUGAUGGCAAAUACCUACAGAUAUUUAGAACAACAUGUUUUUGUGUCAGUUUGCCAGUCUUAAUUUACUGUGACAACGUCAUAUAUAUAAUGGUAAUAGGACCGAGUGGAGUCCAAUACGGUCGGUAAUCAUACGGGUGUUUAACAAAAUUUGACGACCGCAAGGCGGGAGUCAAAUUUGUCAAUCAAGAGUAUGAUUACAGACAAAAUUGGACGACAAGAGGUCCUGUUACCAAUCAAUCAUAACGAUUACAAUUUCUAAAAACAACAAAUACAUUUAGGUCAAAUACCUCCAGUGGAGACAAAGACUAAAGUAAAAAAAAAUUGUAGUAUAGUAAUAGUCUAGAUUUAUGUUUCAAGAAGGGAAAUAGUUAGACAUGCUCUAUUGAGUGCUUUUGUAUUGGAGAUUGCUGCUGACUUAAUACUUCUCCUUCACUGACCCCAACAUAUAGUUUAAUCAUUUUACUUAUGAGCCCGCCUUACGGAUUAUUAGAACGUACAAAUGAUGUUAAAAAGUACUGACUAUAAAUACAUUCCAUUAUUUGCGACAAUGUAACAAGGAAUUGACUUCGAACCAAGUCAAACUGUUCUUUUGUGUGUCGUCUUAAUUUGUUUAAGUGUUGGACUUAUUUUUCUUGUGUUUCAGCAUGCGUUUUAUGUUCAACGUCAUCUAGAUGAGGUAGGAACACAUUUUAGAACGUUUCCCUUCAAAUUCCUUUCUUUUAAAUGAUUGCAUCUAGAAAUCCCACAAUGCCUUUAUUAUUGAAAUAUCUUGCUGACAGUUACACAACAUGUUUCAUGAACUCGAAAUUACGCCGCAGAGAGCGCUUAAAGUCUGCAGACACUUGACCCUUUUACUGGCUUUUCUAGGAUGCAUCAGGAUGAAUUGCGUCAAAACCCAAACGAAAGUUACCACACAGCCAGCCCAAAGAAAGAAAUUAAAAAAAAGAAAAUGUCGCAAUGAACUAAUAAGACAAUUUACGGUGAAAUCAAAGAAAAUGCUUCGAGCGCGGAAAGGCAAAAGGGACCAAGUAGUUGGGAUUUGUGUUAGUGAACAUCAGCAUCUUGUUAUUCAAGAGAGUGUCGAGUUUUCUAAAACAAUCACAUAGGCUGUUGGAGCUUAAGAAACAUCAGUUUAAUCCAAUGCAAUCCCUAGCUGCGUUCGUCACUUACUUUGGAUUACCUGAAUUUUGAAUUUAUUGGUAAGAAAUUUUAAUAAUACAAACUUGUAAUCAGUUCACUUCUCUUUCAUUCAUGUCUUUUAGCGCACGAAACAGUCAAUCCUUGACAUCUUAACACCAGACGACAUUAGAAUGCUUAUGGAGACAGAGGAUGAGGUACACUAUACAUUCGAAUUUUUGAACAAAUUUUUGUUUCGAUUUCUCUUCGUAGUGAAAAGCAAAAUUUACAAAGUUUAUUGCUUGUUAUGCGUGUGUGAAAUAGAAAGGUGAAUUCAUUUUAUCCUUUAUAAGAGAAUGCCAUGCAUUCGAGAAAGUGAAACUUUCCGUAAUGUAGCAUAGCUCGAGCGUUUCUAUUUUCCCUCACAGAAUAGUCGAAGAGGAUGCUUUCAGAGAGUUUUUCCAUCCAUGUCGUCCAACAAGUAUUUAAGAUUCUUUGAGUCUCAGGUGAGGAUAAUUUUACGCACAAACAGUUAUUACUACCUCAUUAAACUACGGGCAGUCCCUGCUUGUUGCCGAAGUCCGUCGCGCGACCAAAAGAAAUCAGAGAAAAAAAGGAAGAUUUUAGCGCGCCGCGCGGAUUUCUGUAGUAGGUACUACUUAUAGUGUGUGCCACUCUCAGAGGUCCGAGCGGUGCGCCAACCAUUUUCUUUCAAUCACUGUUUUUUUUUUCCCCGAAUGGUGCGACGGACUCCAGCAAUUUUGCUCCUUUUUAAAAUGACUUUCUCUUCCCUCCAUCCUUGAUCGAAUUUUUCUGCCAAUUUCCUUAUAGAGAUAUUACAACAUUUUGUUGGACGAAUGGACAAGAAAAUACAUGAGAGAAGGGCGGAGCACAGUCCUGGGUAAGUUUAAAUUCAGGUAGAAAAAGCUAGGUCACCGUAAUGUAUAUUCGGAAAAAGUAAACUACGUUAUUUGCAGUCUAUGUAUGUAUUUGCGAUAUUUAGACUGGCUGGCUCAGUGCAGCACAGAGCUGGUUUAAAUGGGGGCCAGUUUAAGACCAGACCACUACACCGGGAGUCGUGCGUUCCACAAACGUGAGCUGAACAAGUGUAGUCCGUGUCACUCUUUAAAACUCUGCGUCUUUUUGUUGCCCUUAUGGUCUCAAGUUUUUUCUUGUUAUGUUUCUUACGAUUCUACACUGUAAAUGUUUAUUUAAAUUGGUCUUUUUUCUUACACAGGAAUCGCUGUUCUCCAAGCACUUGGUGAAAAGAAACUUCAUAUUGGGGCAACCUCGGAUCCAUCACAUCAAGUGAGGCUUAAUUUUAUUAAUUGAUUUAUUUGUUUUCGCAAAGAAAGUAAUCAUUCCUUUAAAGAUUUUGAAAAUAGUUCGAAAUUCUAUUUGGAUUACUGACUGACUGAUUGACGACUAACUGAUUGACCAACCGACUGACGGCUGACUGAUUGACCGACGGACUGACGACUGACUGACUGACUGACUGACUGACUGACUGACCAGCUGUGUAACCGGUUAGCUGGCCUGCUGACUGACUGACAGACCGGCAGACUGAAUGAAUUGAUUGAAUCGGAUCCAUCGAAUUAAUGGUCUUAUCAAGUGACUUAUAGACUGAAGAACUGACUGGCUGAUUGAUUGAUUGAUUGAUUGAUUGAGUAAUCGAUUGAUAGCUCGAUCACAAGAUUUAAGGCUUUAUCGAUUAAUUGAUUGAGAGACGCCCUUUCCUCACAGUGGAAUUGCCCUCAAGGUAUAACGUACAGGUCCUCUUCCGCUCCAGCUCUCAGUUUGGACCACGGACUCAUCAAAUCAAGGUCGGUGUAAAAAAUUAAAUUCCAACUUAAUGUCGAUUGACAAAAACUGCAUAUCGCUGUUUGUUUGUUUUGAUAUUCCUGAUGAUAACAUUUAUUUAAAGUCAAUUUAUAGGUUGCCCUCAAUCUGAAACACCAUGUCACUCUCCGUCCAUUCUCAGUGUUCUACAUGUUCUUGAACGUUUCUUCUUUCUCUCAGACGCUUCUCAGCACCAGCUGCGAGAAUAAAGGAGUGGAGCAACUCAAACUCUUCAUCUACUUCUAUUAGGUACAUGCUGGAAAGGUGCUGCAUGGUUUUUUGGGAUUGGCGCAGUUUCUUUUAUGUUGACUUUGGUCCUUUUUCUACGAUGGGUUCUGAUUAUUCUCCUCCCUGCUCUGCACUACUUCACACACUACUUCCUUUGUUGUUCAUCCUUGUUCCUCAGAAACUCAUUCUAAGCUUGUUUAAGCUUUUUUCUAGAAGCUCUCUUGCCACUCUACUUCCUGGUUUUCGUGCUUAGAUAUUUGAGUUUGUUUUAAAUGUUAAGCUUCUUUCUUUAUUACAAUUUAAAAUUGUUUACAAGUUCGUAUUUGCUAUGUAUUUACUCUGUAGUCCGCACACCUACUUUAAAAGCUACAACAGAUCCAUUGGUAAUCAGAAGGACUCAUUUCUCGCUUUAAGCUCUGUUAGUUGAUUUUACUGCUCGCGCUGUUUCGAAUUGAGAUCAUCACUGAUUGUUUUGACUUUAUUUUUCCUUCCUCACUGUUAGUAGGCUUUCCUCUGCUUCUUCAACUAAGACUAUCAAAAGGUAUUAUGUCAGCAAUUUUUCAUGUUCCUAAACAUGUCCCAUAUGAAUAUAUCCAAAUUUGGUUGCGUGAAAGUCUUCAAAGUUCAGUCUUAGUCCGGUUCUUUUCUCCCAUGCAAUUAUUUCUCUCCCCUUUUUCCAUUUCUUGCUUUUCACCUUUUUAGGAAUAGCACAGCUUCCAUCUUGAAAAAUUCUCCGCGGAGAAAAUCAGCUGUUACAUCAUUUAAGGGCAAAAGGUAUUCUUUUUUCUCCCGGUCUUUCUUGGGACACUGAAAAUUCAUCACUAAUUUCACUUUACCUGUACGCAUCUUUGCGACGAGGAGUGAGAUUCUGAUCGCACAUUCCAGAUUAUUGAAGAGCUGAAUGUGAAGAAAAGGAACUAUCAUGAUUCAAUACGGUUAAGUUGCACGCGUUGUAUCGACAGAUUGUUACAGAGGAAAGUCAUGAACAGGAUCAUAUCCAGGGUUCCCAGGAAAGGGAUUUGUUUCUAAACAUCUCCUUGUAGUUUAAGUCUGUCCUUUUUCUCUUAUCCUCAGAAGAGAUGUAUCCGCAUGGCAAAAUGUGACAGUGACAAACGAAACUUUGUUCUUCUUUCUGAACCUUUUCCUACUCCUUAAAUUUUGGAUCCUCAUUCUAGUUUGGCGAUUUUUCCUCUACUAUACUUUAUUACUAAUCUCGACUUCACUUUCUUUACUUUCCUCUUUUUCUGCCGGCCGAUACCCGGAAAAAGACGACCGUCCUGAUGUUUUUCCUUUUUCGUCCUCUCUCACCCUUCCAUCUUUGGUACUCUAACUCUGUCUUUUCUUUUUGUUGUCCUCUUUUCUCCUCUCUUUAUCAAAUAGAAAACUUCGAACAACUCCACGAUGUAAGUCAGCUCCUUCUUGUAGACGUAAGAAUAAAGAAAAUUCUGAAAGCUCUAACGAAUCAGGGUAAUAUAUAGUAACUUUCACUUUUUGUCUUCAUCUUUUUCUUUCAUUUCUACAUCAAAACUCUAAUCUCUGUAGUUCACUCUACACCUAUUUUAGCUAUUUCGUCCCAUGUUCCUGUAAAUUAAUCGUUAAUUCACAACUGACAAUCAAUGAAUUUCGAUAAAUGAAUUUCUUCAUCAGCCGAAGUGACAAUCUUGAAAACUGUAGUUUAGUUUUAGGUGUGCUAAGGUGAUCUUUAUAGAAAGUGGCACUUUGCUAUGCAGUUGCAUAUUCUCAUAAACGCAGAUGCACUUAUGAAGUUUUUGGAUCAUUUUACCCCAACAUUUACCCUAACCUGUUAUCAGUUGACAGUCGUUGGGUUAUGGGAGGGGUAGGAGCGUAUUUGCUCAGAUACCAACAGUGAUUCCAAGUUCAGUUUUAAAGUCACAAAGAUACUUAUGUAAAGCGAAACCAGUUUCUUUACUGAAACGACGAUGGCCAUUAAGGCCCAGGGUGACCAUCAGACCUACAGCUCAAACUUCCACCAACCCAGGAGAUCUUAGAACUUCAUUCUAGGCCACAUAUACCACAGUGGUUUCAAAAGUAGCUUUCUGAUAUUUUGUCACAGCCAGCACUAAAUAGUAUUAUCUCAAGAACCAUUAUCCGUCUUUUUCCUUCCAGUGCUUCGGCUCCGGUGCUUCUGCCCAAAAUAAAGAAGAAGUCAACAAAAUCGCACACAUCCAAGGUGGGUUUUCUCAAACUUCUUGUAGAAAGUGCAAUCUCUUUUUACUGAAUACCCCGCUUAUUCCAUGGGAAGUCACUUCAGUUUUUUUUGAGCUCCUCCUCACGAUACGUUUGUCUUGCUACAACUGAAUAACAUACACUUGAUUUCUACUUUGUAUUUAUGUUUAUCUCCUACGUUAAACUUGUUUAACUCAAUCGUCCUUAGUUUGGCUCCGUCCUCGUAGUUUUCAUCCUCUUCAAACAUCGUGUUUGAUUUCCAGGUCAGCCAUUCAACUCUACAAAAUCGCUCUAACCUAGAAAACUCUAACCGAACGUGCAAGAUUCUUAGGGACUCUUCGCGCCGACUGACCUUACCUCAGAUCAAAGAGCGUGAAGCAGUUAAAGCGAUUUGUUGUACGGUUCUCUGUUUGUUAGUACGAACAGCACUGUUUAAAACUUCGAAGAAUUCAUUCGCACCGUAAAAACACUCAGUUAGCCACACAUUCAAUUAGUUUACCGCUUACACAAGCCGUAAAGCAAACGAACCAACGGUCAAGCCUCUGUGAGGGUUACAGAGCUAUUUUAUGAACACAGGGGCAUAACAAAUUACAAUUUUUUUUCGUUAUGAACACAGCCACGCUAACGCGCUGCCCUGUAGCUUUCAUUAAAAUGUUUUGUGAUAUCAUGAUGCAAAACUCAUUUUCAUGAAGACUGCCAAGUAUUAGCUCGGUGAGAUUUAAAAACGAUUAAUAGGUAAUGAUAAACCCCGCUGGAGCAAGGAGGGUAGAAGGCAUUUUCCUCUUUUCUACUCGACUUAAUCAUCACACCUCCGCCCAUGGGUUUCUGUGAUGGCCACCAGCGCCACGAGGAAGACUGGAGACCUGUGCAGACUAUGCAUAGGGUAAUUUAGUAUUAUCAAUUGAAUUGAUAACGUAAUUUAGCUACCUUGAAGAGUUUCGAAGAUAACAUUUCGAGAAUUAGCCCUUCAUCAGAGCGAAUGGAGGAAUUUUGGGUUGUGUGUAUGUGUUUAUAUGAAGACCUUGCUUAGCCUAACAUUCGUAGCCUAACAUAUCAUGAAAAUGUUAUGCUUGAUUUUCAACUUAUUCUUUUUUUUUCAUCAGAUGUCUUCCAGCUCGGCCACAUCCUCUGAACGAACCCGGCAGAUGCUGAGAGCUCGGAUGAAAUCGAACAUCUGA